CAGUCAAGCUUCUUCUGACUCCAUCAGAGCAAAACCCAGACAGUCCUGUCAACUCUGCUAAAAGGUAUUACUGCGAGACAGGCGACGUGCAAGGUACGCUGGGUAAAAUGCCCUCUUAUAAGGUCCGUGAAACACUGGUACUCAAAGCUCUUCACAGACAUGGCACUGACAUGGAUGGUUGCCGUAAAGCGUUGCUUAACAUCCCAUACUCCAUGCGGCUGUUGUACAUUCACAGUUACUGUAGCCUUGUCUGGAAUCAUAUGGCAUCCUACAGGAUACGACGGUACGGUCGGACAGCGGCUGUUCAAGGAGACUUGAUCGUAGAUAAAACUGUUAAUGCGCAUGAGUUAAAUAUGAAUACCGCUGACAGUCACGACAGUGAUAGGAGUUUAUGCGCAGAUGAAACCUGUGGCGUCGGAAGGGACCACGUCAGGUGCGCAUCGGAUCAUGACGAAGGAAAAUAUCUUCUCAAAGACGUGGUUUUGCCGCUACCUGGAUACAGCGUCCAAUACCCCGAAAAUGAAGUAGGAGAAAAGUACAAGGAAAGGCUGGAAAGAGACGGGCUGACCGUAAAAAGCUUCAGGCUUAGAGCUUUGGGA
Molecule: messenger RNA, 599 nt
Organism: Orbicella faveolata
Lineage: Eukaryota; Metazoa; Cnidaria; Anthozoa; Scleractinia; Merulinidae
Product: pseudouridylate synthase PUS7L-like
Biological process (GO): pseudouridine synthesis
Molecular function (GO): pseudouridine synthase activity; RNA binding
Source: RefSeq, a predicted model, not a curated record